Molecule: messenger RNA, 3716 nt
Organism: Orussus abietinus
Lineage: Eukaryota; Metazoa; Arthropoda; Insecta; Hymenoptera; Orussidae
Product: tyrosine-protein kinase shark
Exons: 14
Coding region: 318-2546 (742 amino acids)
Biological process (GO): protein phosphorylation; cell differentiation; innate immune response
Cellular component (GO): extrinsic component of cytoplasmic side of plasma membrane
Molecular function (GO): ATP binding; signaling receptor binding; non-membrane spanning protein tyrosine kinase activity
Source: RefSeq, a predicted model, not a curated record
ACCGCCUUUAACCGACGUGAACUGUGCCAUCUCCGUCUUUCUAUUAAUUGAUAUUUAAAUUGUUAGGCCCUUGGGGGUCUGCUUUUAUCAUUUAUUGUUCGACGCUUUUUAUGGUGCCGUUAUGUAUGUAAAGAUAAUACGAGUCGGUGACAAUUGAAGAGGUGACGGCAGCUUUCUAAAGAACGGGCAAUGCGAGUUCUGUUAACGUGCCAGUGUCGUAUCUGGUUCUCUAUGCUCUGACAUUUGGUGAACGAAAUGAAAAUUAAUUCCUCGCAUUGUUGCUCGCACAAGAAGUAAAGCGAUCGGUGCACUCAGUUAUGAGUUCGGAGGAUGAUAUCUGCUGGUAUCAUGGGAAGCUGUCAAGGGAUGCUGCGGAAAAAUUACUCCAAAAAGAGAGCAAAGAAGAUGGGACUUUCCUUGUCCGAGAAAGCAGCACAUCUUCCGGAGAUUUUGUAUUAUCGGUUUCGCACGAAGGAGAAGUUGUCCACUAUCAAAUAAGAAAACAUGGAGAGGAUGCUUUCUUCUCGAUAGAUGACGAGACAACGAUACACGGCUUGGAUACGCUUAUUGAAUAUUAUCAGGAAGGAAAUCAUGGCUUAGAGACUAAAUUACGAACACCGUGCAAGGGUGGUCCACCACCUCAUGAUACCAGAAGACAUGGUCGGACAAAUUUACUGCAUAGAGCAACGAUUCAGAGGAAUUAUACGAUUGUUUCGGAAUUACUGAAAUGUGGCUAUAGAAGUCUAGAGGCCAAGAAUCAACUGGGACAGACAGCGGUGCAUUUAGCAGCAAAGGAUGGAGCAGACGAAAUUCUUAAGAAACUUAUUCAGAACAAAGCCAGCGUUAACUGUCGAGAUUCCGCUGGCUAUACUCCAUUACAUUACGCGUGCCAAAGUAAUUUACCCAGUACGGUGAGGAUAUUAAUCUCGGGUGGUGCCAACGUGCAAGCCCGGCAUACAGAAACAGGCAUGGUUCCUUUGCAUGAAGCAGCCACCAGAGGCCAGAAAGAGGUUAUUCAAGCCCUGCUGUCAGUAGAUGCACCAGUGAAUCCUCGAACACUAGCCGAUGACGUCCCUGCAGAUCUUGCUAGACGAAACGGUCACCAAGAAUGUGCCAAAUUGUUAGCCAAUUACCAAGGACCAGUUCCGAAAGAAAAGCGCAGUGACUGGUACCAUGGAACACUAGACCGAGGAGAGGCUGUUACCCUUUUGCACAAAAAUGGAGACAUGGACGGUUCCUUCUUGGUCCGUUUCAGCGACAGGCAUGCUGGUAGCUAUGUACUCACAGUCAUGUACCACAGACAAGCAUUCCACUUUCAAAUACAAAAAAAGGGGGAAUUCCUAUACAUUGACAACGGUCCCUAUCUCCCGUCUCUGGAGCACAUCGUAGAGCACUAUCGAUGUAUGCCCGAUGGUCUCCCUGGUCCAUUGCUCCAUCCGAUAGCUCCAGGGCCAAGACCACCAGUUCCUGAAAUGCCAUCGUCAAUAUUCAACGGGAACACCCUGACGAAGAGGAAACCUCUCCCCCAGAAGAGCACAUCGGUGGAGCAGCAACUGGACGCCUUGCCACCCAUUCAAUUCGAGACGAACAUUUUUCGAGCCAACGACUUCUGCGAUUUACCGCACAACAGAACAGUGGAUUCGCGAAGACCUUCCGACGCGGAGUCGAGAGUCGUCGGCGAUUACAUCAGACAAGAAUUCAUUCCCGGGGAGAAUUUAAUCCUUGGCGAGGUCCUCGGCGAAGGAGAGUUCGGUGCAGUGUACGAAGGAGUUUAUGACGCGCCUACGGGUAUCCAAGAGCCCGUCGCCAUUAAGACAUUACGCGAAUCUCAUACUACGGCGACUCGAGAGGAGUUCCUGAGAGAAGCUCGACUCAUGAUGACUCUCAAUCACCAUUGUAUCGUGAAGCUGAUAGGGUUUUCCGAAGGCCCACCUUUGUUAAUGGUCCAGGAGUUGGUUCCUCUGGGCUCGAUGUUGGCUUACCUCCACGAGUUCCCCGACAGGGUCAGCAUCAACUACGAGCUCAAGAUCUGGGCCUCGCAGAUAGCUUGCGGCAUGAAAUACCUGGAGGAGCUGAGACUGGUACACAGGGACCUGGCGGCCCGGAACAUUUUAUUGGCGUCCAGACACCAAGCAAAGAUCAGCGAUUUUGGUCUGUCCCGAACAUUCGGGUCCAACGAUUACUACAGGGCCACUCAGGGUGGAAAAUGGCCCAUCAAAUGGUACGCCCCGGAGUCCUACAAUUUCGGGACAUUUUCCCACGCCAGCGACGUGUGGAGUUUUGGAGUCACGCUGUGGGAAAUGUUCUCUUACGGACAGCAACCGUACGGCGAUCGACGCGGGGUCGAUGUCAUACAGCUGGUGGAAAAGGGCGAGCGCCUGGAGAAGCCGGAGAAAUGCCCCGAGCAUGUGUAUCUCGUGAUGCGAAGCUGCUGGUCCUAUCUUCCGACCGACCGGCCGACCUUCAAGGACCUGCUGGAGAUCUUCAGCAGCGACCCCGAGUACGCGAACAUCAAGGAACUCGUUACGGCGGUCGACAUCAGCUGAUACAUCAGCUUAAACGAACGCCUUCCCAUUUUAAGGCCUCGUUUGUGAAACUUUAACUGGGUACCGAAUCGUUUGAAAUCUUCCCGCGUGAACACGCGGCGCUACUGUCGUUCUUAAUCCCUAUUUUACAUUCAUGAACCCUUGAAUUUUCCAUUUAAAAAAAAAAAUACAUAAUGAAAUUUCAUGGGCGUCAGGACCUUCAUUAAGGCCUCCGCGUUCACGAGGCAAAUCUUGGAAAUAUUCGGCACGGUCAAUCCUAAGAAAUUCAUUUUUUUUAUUUUAAAUAAAUUUGUAAACAUUUUCAUGGGUCGUCGGACCUUCCUUAGGGCUUCCACGUUCACGUGGCAAGAUUUCAAGCGAUUCGGUGAAUCCAGAUGAGGGAAAAGUUUCAAAAAUCGAUGGACCUGUCUCGCUUUCAUGUCGCCUUAAUGCGACUUACGAUCUGUCGGGACCAUUAUCCGCGUUCUUCGGGGUAGAUUUUCUCGCGCGUGCCGUAUAUUAAUUUCUUCCGAGCGACCGUAUCGCUGACGGGGGACAAAGGCGUACGCGAACAAUGGAGGAGUCGCGGCAUUUAGCAUAUUUAGCAUAUUCAGCGUAUCGGCGCCCCUUAAUCGGGGGCAUAUCGAGCACGGUACAUUUUAUUAACGUGACGGAGUUUUGUUAUUGCGCAAACGGCCGCGCGCAUUCCACCGUCGCGUUACAGCACGUUGUAGUAAGACGAGGACGACACGACACGUAUCGUGCCGAGAUAAGCAACGUUGCGUAUCAAAGUACCCGGGUCUACCGCGUGCCAUUUUUUUUUUUAAGGUGUAUAUAUACAUAGAAUUAAACACCGUGUACCAUACAUAUAUGUAAUUAAAAGCCUCGGGGCGUGGGAACUUCCAAAGCCAUGCGAGACGCUCUCUUGUAAAUACUUGCCGUCGAGGACGAAGCGAAAUAAAAGGGGGAAAAAAAAAAGAAUAGAAAUAAAGAAAAGGGACCACCGAGCGCCAUGACAUGCAACACAAAUCUACUGCCAUUCAAGUUCUCUCUCUCUUUAUUUCUAUCUGUAGUCGAGUUCCCUUAACGACGAAGACCGCUGCCUCUCCGAGUUUACGAGGACCUCGCUUUGCGACGAGUGCGUGUAUGUACAUAUACAGGAUGUGGAUUUAAAAAAAAAAAAAAAGACAA